Messenger RNA from Haliotis rubra (blacklip abalone), 1827 nucleotides. Its product is annotated as integumentary mucin C.1-like. The transcript has 9 exons. Lineage: Eukaryota; Metazoa; Mollusca; Gastropoda; Lepetellida; Haliotidae. The record is from RefSeq and is a predicted model, not a curated record. Bases 240 to 1727 code for a protein of 495 amino acids.
AGCCGAGCUCGAUGAAAACUUUCAAGAGUAUUUGUGUUACGACGUUGGCGGUAGAUAUUCAGCACUUCGUCAACGGAUGUUUGAGCUGAGCUCAGUAAAGAAAGUUUGAGGCUAUAUCCAGAAUUUUGGUGGAGGCUUACAAAGACGUACACCAGUGCCAAACUGAUGUGUGCGCCUACACGUUGCUAUUCCAAGAAAAACUUCCAUUUAAUUUUGCCAACAUCACCGACACGGAGAAAAUGGAGAUCCUAUGUCAGACGUCCCAACAUCCAUUCUGCAGGCAUUACCUCAAAACUAACAGACGGGACACAAGCUCCGUUGUGAAGGAUAUAAUGCCAUUAGUUGCUGGACACCCUCCGGAAUGCUUACAGCAUAUGAUCGACUAUCAUAUCCGUGAGGUGCUUGAAAACACACACUUCACUCCACCACAGAUUCAUACAACAAAACCAACAGUACAUGUAACAGAUAAAGCUACAGCGACGCUUUCCACACCAACGCAAACAGCAAAAGUGACAGAUACGGUAACGACCGAUACACCAACAGCAAAAGUAACAGAUACGGUAACGACCGAUACACCAACAGCAAAAGUAACAGAUACGGUAACCACCGAUACACCAACAGCAAAAGUGACAGACAAAGUAACGUCCGAUACCCCAACAGCAAAAGUAACAGAUACGGUAACGACCGAUACACCAACAGCAAAAGUAACAGAUACGGUAACCACCGAUAUCCCGACAGAUAAAGUAACGUCCGAUACCCCGACAGACAAAGUAACGACCGAUACACCAACAGCAAAAGUGACAGACAAAGUAACGUCCGAUACCCCAACAGUAAAAGUGACAGACAAAGUAACGUCCGAUACUCCAACAGUAAAAGUGACAGACAAAGUAACAUCCGAUACCCCAACAGUAAAAGUGACAGACAAAGUAACAUCCGAUACCCCAACAGCAAAAGUAACAGACACGGUAACGUCCGAUACCCCAACAGCUAAAGUAACAGAUACGGCAACCACCGAUACCCCGACAGACAAAGUAACGUCCGAUACCCCAACAGCAAAAGUGACAGACAAAGUAACGUCCGAUACCCCAACAGCAAAGGUAACAGACGCGGUAACGUCCGAUACACCAACAGCAAAAGUGACAGACAAAGUAACGUCCGAUACUCCAACAGCAAAAGUGACAGACAAAGUAACGUCCGAUACACCAACAGCAAAAGUGACAGACAAAGUAACGUCCGAUACACCAACAGCAAAAGUGACAGACAAAGUAACGUCCGAUACCCCAACAGCAAAAGUAACAGAUACAGUAACGUCCGAUGCACCAACAGCAAAAGUGACAGAUGCGGUUACGUCCGAUACACCAACAGCAUCAACGACAAUUGCAAAAAUAUCAACGACUGCAAAACCUCAGUCACUUACCUGUGCAACAUGUACCGACAUAUUGUCGUGUACGUUCACGCCGACGGAGACAACGUGUGGCCCAGGGGAACUCUGCAUGACAACUGUCACCGAUACCCUCUCAUCAACCAGAGCUGUGGUCAAGGGGUGUAGAGGCGUGAACUGGUGUGGCAACAACUGGUGGUCGCAGACCAGCGAUGUCAGCACAUGCCUUGAUGUGGAUACCACCGUGCAUGACUUUGACCAGUCGUGCAUGUUUUGUUGCGAUCGCGACAGGUGCAACGCUGGGAACACUCUCGUGCCAACGAACCUGUACAAGCCUAAAGACUGAUGUGACGCGUCUCCGUCACGUACCUAGGAUACCAGUCUUGCUUUCAUUCAUUGUAGAUUAUCAUAGUCAAGGUGGCUCCUUUCAUAAAUGGAAAAACGUU